Molecule: messenger RNA, 880 nt
Organism: Triplophysa rosa
Lineage: Eukaryota; Metazoa; Chordata; Actinopteri; Cypriniformes; Nemacheilidae
Gene: il17d
Product: interleukin 17d
Exons: 2
Coding region: 177-746 (189 amino acids)
Biological process (GO): inflammatory response
Cellular component (GO): extracellular region
Molecular function (GO): cytokine activity
Source: RefSeq, a predicted model, not a curated record
UUCAGUAUCAUAGUCCGCCCAGUAGCUAUCUGAGUGGAAAGUUGAGCGCAUUCACGGGACAGGCGGGCUUUACGCAACAGCUGGGAGCUUAAUUUAGGUCGCACACAAAAUCUUGACGAGCUAACUGAAGAUUUGUAUUAUUAUUUCUUUGUUAUUAAUCUAACUUAUAAGGAGAAAUGCGGGCUGUUUUGGCGCUUCUGGUGAUGAUGUGUUAUUGCGGUGGCGCGCUGGGUGAACGGGGACCGAAGGUGUCCAGGAGAGCGCAGAGGACUCGCUCCUGUCAGGACAUGCCGGAGGAAGUUUUAGAGCAGAUGUUCGGGAGACUUUCGGUCGGGGUGCUUAGUGCUUUUCAUCACACCCUUCAGCUCGCGCCUCCAGAGCGACAAAAUCUCACCUGCACAUCAGUGAAUCGCCUAGCGCGUGACAGAUCACGUACCCCCGUAAACUUGCUCAGCCUCUCGCCUUGGGCGUACAGAAUCUCCCACGAUCCUGCGAGAUACCCUCGAUUUCUCCCGGAGGCAUAUUGCUUGUGUAAGGGAUGCUUGACCGGUCCAAACGGGGAGGAGAGUGACCGCUUCCGAAGCAUUCCAGUCUACGUGCCCACCGUCGUGCUGCGCCGCGUCGGUUCGUGUGCCGGAGGACGUCAUUCCUACACUGAGAGCUACGUGUCCGUCGCCGUGGGUUGUACUUGUUUGCCAGUAUUGGAAAAAGACAGAAAAACACGAAAGGGCAAGCAAACUGGGUAAAGAGUAGCGCCUAAAACUGCACUUACUUUAACUGAGAUGAUAAACAUUUUUGCCAGUUCUACAUCACUCAUGCCACUUUUACUUUUUUAUACACCUGAAACUAUUGUAAGAAAUAAAGGUAGAUAGUGUAACAA